GGUAUGGCAGUGAUCAGGACGCUGGUAUGACGUAUGGCAGUGAUCAGGACGCUGGUAUGACGUAUGGCAGUGAUCAGGACGCUGGUAUGACGUAUGGCAGUGAUCAGGACGCUGGUAUGACGUAUGGCAGUGAGCAGGACGCUGGUAUGACGUAUGGCAGUGAGCAGGACGCUGGUAUGACGUAUGGCAGUGAGCAGGACGCUGGUAUGAUGUAUGGCAGUGAGCAGGACGCUGGUAUGACAUAUGGCAGUGAGCAGGAUGCUGGUAUGGGGUAUGGCGGUGAUCAAGAGGCUGGUAUGGGGGUAUGGCGGUGAUCAAGAGGCUGGUAUGGGGCAUGGCGGUGAUCAGGACGCUGGUGUGGGGUAUGACGGGGAUCAAGACGCUGGUGUGGGGUACGGCGAGUUUCAGGACGUUGGUAUUGCGGGGAUCAGGAUGCUGGUAUGGAGUAUGGCAAUGAUCAGGGCGCUGGUGUGGGGUAGGGCGGGGAUCAAGACGCUGGUGUGGGGUACGGCGAUUCAGGACGUUGGCAUAGCGGGGAUCAGGACGCUGGUAUGGAGUAUG
Molecule: messenger RNA, 561 nt
Organism: Staurois parvus
Lineage: Eukaryota; Metazoa; Chordata; Amphibia; Anura; Ranidae
Source: the annotation of a GenBank genome assembly